Molecule: messenger RNA, 4992 nt
Organism: Girardinichthys multiradiatus
Lineage: Eukaryota; Metazoa; Chordata; Actinopteri; Cyprinodontiformes; Goodeidae
Product: huntingtin-interacting protein 1-related protein-like
Exons: 33
Coding region: 153-4085 (1310 amino acids)
Biological process (GO): actin filament organization; endocytosis; clathrin coat assembly
Cellular component (GO): clathrin-coated vesicle; actin cortical patch
Molecular function (GO): actin filament binding; clathrin-cargo adaptor activity; phosphatidylinositol-3,5-bisphosphate binding
Source: RefSeq, a predicted model, not a curated record
UUUAAUGGUGUGGUUGCUUUUUGUUCUGAAGAAAUGUUUUCCCACUUUACAGCUUUAUAGCAUUUUUUUAGCAGUGAGGAAAACUUGGAUGAAGAGCUGGAUUUAGAAGUAUAAACACCUUGGAUUUAUUCGUCCAACUUUAAGGGGACAAAAUGAGCAAAACGAAGACUAAAAAUGAUAAUAAAACAGAGAAGGCCUUGGCUGCAGAGAAAGAACAGUUUGGCAAACAGCAGCUUCAAAGCAUAAGCAAAAUUGCCACCUCAGCUGAAGUUCCACCUAAAGAGAAAUAUGUGCGCAAUAUAAUUCUUGGAAGUCACAAGGAGGGUGGAGCCACCACCUUCUGGUCCUACAUCUUGAACCUGCCUCUGUCCAGCAACUCCAUGGUCAGCUGGAAGGUCUGCUAUCUGCUGCACAAAAUGCUCAGGGAGGGCCACAGAAAUGUUGUUACAGAUUCUCACAGACACAGCCGCAGUAUAAGAGACAUGGGAGCCCUAUGGGGAAACCUGCAUGAUCGAUAUGGUCACAUUGUUGCCUUGUCAGCUAAAUACCUCCACCUCAAAAUGGAGUUUCAUGCAAAGCACAAAGUGAUCCCAGGUAACCUAGAGGCUACUGAUGAGACUUUGGACAGAGAAGCAGGAACUGACAUGACCAAAGUGUUGGAAAUGACUCAGGAGCUGUUGGAAUACUUGGAUGCUGGACUGAAGAUGGCUGAGACGGUUCUGCGUCAGAUGGAUGCCAACGGGGCCAAAUCCACAACCCCAGCCGGACAGUGCAGACUGACCCCUCUCAUCCCCCUCAUACUGGACUGCAGUUUCCUCUACCACUUCUCUGUCAGAUUGCUGUUCAAACUGCACAGCCGUAUCUCCCCGGAUGUACUUCUCGGACAUAGAGAGAGAUUCCGUGACCUGUUCAUGAGCCUCACACAGUUCUACAACAGAGCCAGAGAAAUUGAGUUCUUUAAAAGUAUCAUCCAGAUCCCAGAUCUCCCAGAUGCUCCUCCAAACUUCCUCCGAGCUGCUGCUUUGGCUGAGUAUAAAAAGCCAGUGGUGUUUAUGCCAGGCGAGGAUCGCCCAGAGGAGGACGAAGUGGACGUGCAGCCAGAGUUUAGAGAAGCGACUCAGAUGCCACAGUACUAUUUGCUCAGCCAGAUGGGUGGACCUGAGGCGUCUCUGGACCACAGAGAAACCGAAAGCGAUGGCUAUAAGAGCGAACUUGAGGCGCUGAAACCAGAGAUAGAGCUCAUCAAGAGUGAGGCUCAGAAAUGUAUGAUUGAGUUAAAAGCUCAAGUGAACCAUCUGGAAGCAGAGGUUGAAGAGCAACGCACCCACAAACAGGUCGCUCUGGUUGAAAACGAACACCUGCGGAUGGAAGUGGAGGCUUUACGCACCACUAACGUGGCCAAUGUUGGAGCUCAGAUCGGAUACAAGGAAGCAGACACCAGAGCUCAGGCUGCACAGGUUCGAUUUACACAGCUGAAAGAGAGACACGCAGAGCUGGUUACGAGCCACGCCGAUUUAAUGAAGAAGAAUGCAGAAACUGUUAAGAGGCUGUCAAGUACAAAGCAAGUGCAAGAUGAUUUACUGAGAGCCAAGCAGCAGCUGGAGAGCGAAGUGGAAAAUCUGCGACAUGAGAAAAGAACUGCGAUGAGUCAGCAGCAGGAGGUUGAGCGCCUGAAUAAAGAACUGCUGGAGCAGAGAGCAGAGAUGGCCCUGCUCCGCAGCAUUUUGGAGAACAAGGAGAAGGAGGGGACUCAGGUGAGCAGCAGCCUGGCAGCUCUUCAGGCAGAGCGGGACACUCUGUUUCGCUCCGCCAUGGAAAAAGACGUAGAGCUGUCCUCUCUGAGACAGCAGGCCCAGCAGCAGCAGAGCUCUGUGGACCUGGAGAAAGACAGAUUGAAACGAGAACUGGAGGCCCUCAGAGCUCAGCUGCAGCAGCAGCUUGCCAUAAAUGCAGAGCAGAAGCUAGAGAUCGAUUGGCUGAAGCGAGAGCUGGACUCCACCCGAGCAGAGCUCACACGAGUCAACACUCUGCUGCAAAGCAGAGAAUUGAGUGGCACGCAGCUGAACAGCACACUGGCCGGUCUGCAGGCAGAGAAGGAGAUGAUGCUGAAAUCAGUUCGGGAUCAGGAGGCAGAGCUAAAGUCUCUGAGACAACAAGCUCAUCUCCACCAGAGCACCCUGGAGCAGGAGAGGCAGAGGAGCAGCAUGGAGCUGGGAAGCUUACAUGCCCAGCUGCAACAUCAGGCCCGUCGGGAGGGUGAGCUGACCCAGAAGCUGCAGGACGAGCAGUACUGUCUUCUUCAGUGUGCAGUUGUGGAAGCUGAGGGCAUCAUAUUGGAUGCUGUGGCCAAACUGGACGACCCCAUACAUGUCCGCUGCAUCAGUUCUCCUGAUUAUUUGGUGAACCGAGCUGAAAUCACACUGGGUUCUAUUGAUAAAAUGCAGCAGAGCCACAUGGUCUAUCUGGGAAACAGGAAUGAUGCCAGUGGCCUGCUGAGAGCCGUCACCCAGUUUUCCCACCUUGCCGCCGACACAAUCGUUAACGGCGCAGCAACGUCACACUCUGCUCCAGUUGAUCAUGCUGAGAGUUUAACCGACAGCUGUCGGGAAUGUGCGAAUAACUGCCUGCAGUACUUGAAUGAUUUGAAAUCUCAAGCCAAUUUACAGCGAGCGGAUCCGUCUGCCAUACGCUACAUUGUUCAGCGCAUCCUCGCCAUGGGACAGGAUUUGCGGCCAAAAGGACAGGAUGUGUUGAAAGAAGAGCUGGGAAGCAUGGUGGAUAAAGAAAUGGUCGCUACAUCCACAGCCAUCGAGGAGGCUGUGCUGCGAAUGGACGAGAUUCUGACCCAAGCAAAGAGAGACACCAGUGGUCUAAAGCUGGAAGUCAACCAGAGCAUCCUGGGAUCCUGUUCAGAUCUGAUGAAGGCUGUUCAUAUCCUGGUCACAUCUGCUACUGACUUACAGAAAGAUAUAGUGGAAGGAGGCAGGGGGGCAGCGUCUGUUACUGAGUUUUAUGCCAAAAACUCUCGCUGGACUGAAGGACUCAUCUCAGCAUCCAAAGCUGUGGGCUGGGGUGCAACUCAGCUGCUAGACUCAGCUGACCGGGUGGUGGCUGAAAAAGGUACAUACGAGGAGCUCAUUGCCUGCUCCCAUGAGAUUGCUGCAAGCACUGCACAACUGGUUGCUGCGUCCAAGGUGAAGGCUGAUCGCAACAAUAAGAAGCUGUACACACUCCAGCAGGCCUCACGGCAUGUGAAUGACAUGGCUGCUGUAGUUGUCACCUCCACCAAACAUGGGCAGCAGCAGAUUACUGACCACAGUGUAAUGGAUUUCUCUGGCAUGUCUUUGAUCAAGCUCAAGAAAGAAGAAAUGGAAGCUCAGGUCAAGGUGCUGCAGCUGGAGAGCCAGCUAGAGCAGGAACGAGUCCGUCUUGGGGAGCUCAGGAAGAGGCACUAUGACCUCGGAGGCCCUGGGUCUCCAGAUGCCAAAAAUGACAAUGAUGAUAGCUUCCCUCCCCCGCCACCACCUACCCUGCUUGAUUCCACCCCCCAACCUGAGCCCUUUCCACAUACACAGCCUUUUACAAGCACACAGAGGUUGUCACUGCCUCAGUCUUACACACCAACUCAAACUUAUACUCCAUCUCAAACGUACACCUCAUCUCAAACUUAUACUCCAUCUCAGACGUACACCUCAUCUCAAACUUAUACUCCAUCUCAGCCAUUCACACCUUCUCAACCCUACAAUGCAUCCCAAACCUACACACCGCCUCAAACCUACACCCACUCCCAAACGUACACCCCCUCACAGCCCUACAUUUCACCCCAACCUUACAGUUCAUCAGUGCCGUACAUUCCAACCCCAACCCAAAGUUAUCUACAGCCCCAGUCUCAUUCCCUGUCACAGCCGUCAUCGCUUCCAUCCAGCGCAGCCCAGCCCAAACCAGCUUCCCAGCCGCAGACCACCCAGCAGAGCAGCACUGAAUCACACAAACUGGCCUUCAAGAAACCAAGCAUCUUUGUUAAAUCUGGAAACUUGCUGAAAAAUGCGUUCAAACGAGGCGAAACUGGAACUGGAGAGUCUUAGACAUUACUGAAGAAGACGACUCCGACUUGAUGAUGUUACAACUCGCUGGAGAUUUACUAGUCUUUAUGAUGUUAAUGAAGGAAACUCAACUUGAGUGAAAUUUUACAGGAAUCAAUGCAGUUUGCUUAAUAUGUGUUACAGCUUCAAAAUGGAUAAAAAUUGAAAAUUUUUUGUAGUCAUACUAAAGUAUGUGUUAAUACCCCUAAACCUUGAUUCAGUGAAAAUGAUCAAAUUAUUGAAAAUUGAGUUGUAUUUCUGUGUUUUGAUUUGUCUUGUCCUAGUUGUAUUUCUUCAUAAAAAUCUUGUGUCCUUAUUCUUCUAAAAAUGUCCUUCUGAAUUCAAGGUUUAAAACAGAUAAUACAAGAAAACUGAAAGAAAGGUGGACCGGACCUUUGUAUGGUUUAAUCUUUUACCACAUUCAAGACUUGCCUCAAAAUCAACCUGUUCACUCACACUGCUAUCACUACAACUUCAGCUCAUUUUUUGAGUGUUUGUUGUUUCAGUAGUUUUAGGAUUGACUGUUUCCUUUUUUGUGUUUUCAUUGAUGUUGACCAAGUUGUAAUUAAUUGUUGCUUAUAAUGCACGAUUAUGUACGUAAAUUGUAUUUUUAUUAAUAUGGAAAGGUAAAAUUAAAAGACAGAAUGAAUCCUGAAGCUGAUGCAAUAAUCACCAUUAAACUAACACAAAUUUCUCACAAAUCUAAACAAUGUUCGUCUUUGACAAAUCAAAUUAUGAGCAAUCCGUAAUAAAUAUGUUUAUUUACAUAAUUUUAAUCAGUUUUUGUACAGUUUUUUUUUUAAGUGACUAUUUUUAUAACAUUUACUUAGCUCUUUUCCACUGUUUGGGACACAAUUUCCUUUAACCUUUUGAAUGACAAUAAAGAUUUGGAUUUUGAUAUGUCCUUAAA